Messenger RNA from Octopus sinensis (East Asian common octopus), 894 nucleotides. RefSeq lists its product as uncharacterized. The coding region runs from base 261 to 887 and encodes 208 amino acids. The transcript is spliced from 3 exons. The record is from RefSeq and is a predicted model, not a curated record. NCBI's taxonomy places the organism in Eukaryota, Metazoa, Mollusca, Cephalopoda, Octopoda, Octopodidae.
CACCUCCGACAUAGCAACACCAAUAACAAUUGUCAGCUCUUCCACCUCAAUAUGGACGUCACAGCACCGACGCUGCUAAAUAUAAGCUGAAUAUCUUUAUCUUAAGCUUUCAUGCAAGCAAAGGAACGGACAGUGGCAGACUUUGAAAAUCGGAAGCUGUUAAGUUGGCUGUGCAACACUAAAAGGAGCUGUCACUGAGGCUGACUGUCUGAAUUCUUUAUGUUAGAUUGACCAAUUUUUUGAAUAAUUUUCGUGCCACCAUGUUGAAAUCAAUUCUUAUAAUGUCAGUACUACUUUCUCUGAUGAUUCCAAAUAUGGUUCUAUGCAGAAAUCGGCCUGAAACUUUAAACUCAGUAUUCCUUUCCAAUGAUUACGAAACUGAAGAUAAAAAAUUAUCUGCCUACGACGACGGCACAUUUCGCAGUGACUUUGAUGACAGCGGGGGUGUUACUGGCGAAGGGUCUAAAACUAAACAACUUCUAUAUAAAAUUCAAAAUGAUAUUAACAGCAACGACGUCGAAGAGAACUUGGGUAAGAACAACGACGAAUACUACUAUAAUAAUGAUAAUGGUAAUAUUGCUACGAAGAAUGAUGGCGAGAAGAAAUUGAAGCUGUUAACAUUGUAUCCAACUUUGCAGAAAAGACAAGACACAUCCACGAACAAAGAUCUUUACAGCAUCACAAAAGACGACUAUGAUAACGAACCCUUUUUUGACCCAGUGUGUAGGUGCUGGAUCACUAAUAAUGAUAGGCAUAUGAUGAACAGGCGUCAGGGUUACUCGAUCAACGCACCGCUCACGGCAAUCGCAAGAAUUCUGGAAGAGUCGCGAAAACGCAUGGAGAAAAAUAAAAUCAGGGAAAAACUUUUGGACAUCGGCCGGAAAUAAGAAAAUA